AUGGCCGACCCCAGAGUUGAAGAGCUUCCCGAUGACGAGCCCGUCACCAAGCCCACCGUCGAGGAGGACGACGACAGCUCCGACUCCGAGAUCGAGACUGGCGACGGCCCCUCCGGCUCGACCGUCCAGAUCCACUCCCGCAACGAGAAGAAGGCCCGCAAGGCCAUCGAGAAGCUGCACCUGCAGAAGGUCCCUGGCAUCACCCGUGUCACCCUCCGCCGCCCCAAGAACAUCCUGUUCGUCAUCAACAACCCCGAGGUCUACAAGUCCCCCAACAGCAACACCUACAUCGUCUUCGGUGAGGCCAAGAUUGAGGACCUGAACUCGGCCGCCCAGCAGGCUGCCGCCCAGCAGCUCGCCGCUGCCGGUGAGCACGACCACGCCGGCCACGACCACGCUGGCCACGACCACGGCAAGGCUGCCGAGGGCGAGGCCAAGAAGGACGAGGAUGAGGACGAUGGUGAGGAGGUCGACGCCGAGGGUCUCGAGGACAAGGACAUCGAGCUCGUCAUGACCCAGGCUGGCGUCUCCCGCAAGAAGGCCGUCAAGGCGCUGAAAGAGAACGACAACGAUAUAGUCAACUCCAUCAUGGCCCUGAGCGUCUAG
Messenger RNA from Neoarthrinium moseri, 606 nucleotides. RefSeq lists its product as uncharacterized. The coding region runs from base 1 to 606 and encodes 201 amino acids. The record is from RefSeq and is a predicted model, not a curated record. Gene Ontology annotation, biological process: protein targeting to membrane. NCBI's taxonomy places the organism in Eukaryota, Fungi, Ascomycota, Sordariomycetes, Amphisphaeriales, Apiosporaceae. The transcript is spliced from 3 exons. Gene Ontology annotation, cellular component: cytoplasm; nascent polypeptide-associated complex.